GUGUCCAUCUUGUCAUAUCAAGAACCUCCCCGCACACCCCACACCCCACACCCCACACCCACUCAAAAAAGAAACCCCUCUCUCAUUUGUUUCUUUAAUUACCAGAAAUCAGGGAGAAUUUUCUGGUUCUUGUCUUUCUCUUGUAAACAGAAAAUAUCCCAAGUUUUGUUAGUUUGUAAAACCUCAAUAUAUAUAAAAGCAAGGAGCCAAAUUGAAGAAGCAAAAAUAUCCAAAAGAGAUAAAGACUCAUUAAUCAAACAGAAGCUGAACAAAUUAAAGCUGAGAAGGCUCUUUUUUUUUUCUUUGGAUCUCUUUUUACCACCCUUUUUCAGCAGCUUUAUAAUUUCAUUAGUCUCGUUAAUUUACUCUUUGUAAUGUCAAACCUGUCUUAUGGGAAUAGUAGUACUGAAGAAGCAGAUGAAACUCCCAACGUGUUGUCUAGUACUACAAGUGAUGGAUCUAGUGUUCAUCAAGAACAACCUCUUCCCAGUCCUAACAAAAGGAGAAGGAAAUUACCUGGAAAUCCUGAUCCUAGUGCUGAAGUUAUUGCCUUAUCACCAAAAACCCUAAUGGCAACCAACAGGUUCAUCUGUGAAGUCUGUAACAAAGGCUUCCAAAGGGAACAAAAUCUUCAAUUACACAGGAGGGGACACAAUUUACCAUGGAAAUUAAAGCAAAAAACAAGCAAUCAUGAGAUUAAAAAACGAGUGUAUAUUUGCCCAGAAAGCUCAUGUGUUCACCAUGAUCCUGCUCGUGCUCUUGGAGAUCUUACAGGGAUUAAGAAACAUUUUUCACGUAAACAUGGUGAAAAGAAAUGGAAAUGUGACAAGUGUUCUAAAAAGUAUGCGGUGCAAUCUGACUGGAAAGCCCAUUUGAAAACUUGUGGCACCAAGGAGUACAAAUGUGACUGUGGUACCAUCUUCUCCAGGAGGGAUAGUUUUGUGACUCAUAGAGCCUUUUGUGAUGCUCUGGCUGAAGAAAAUAACAAAGUAAACCAAGUGUUAGCUUCAACCACACAACCUGCAGCCACUAGCACUGGCAGUACCCAAUUAGGCCCUGAACUUAUAUCCAACACUUCCAUGUUGAACUUAUUACAAAUCAGCAAUCCAAACAUAAAAGUUCCUCCAACGUCCUUAAGCAAUAUGGCAGGAAGCAUGUUUUCCUCUUCUUCUGGCUAUGGUCAAUUAGGCACAAAUUCGUCGAAUAUGUCAUCAGCAACAGCAUUGUUACAACAAGCAGCUCAAAUGGGUGCAACAGUGAGCAGUAACAUGAACUCUUCAAUAAACGUGGCACGAAAAAGUUACCGUUCUCCGUUUAAUGGCAUGCAAAUUCCAAUUAUAAGUGAUCAUGAUCAAAUUCAACCACAAAUAGGGAACACUUCUGUGCAUGGAUUUGCUGGGUCUAUGUUACAAAAUAGUAGUAGUAAUAAUGAUAGCUUGACUCUUGAUUUUCUUGGGAUAGGAGGAAUGAGACAGAGGAAUUUACAUGAAAUAAUACAACAACAGCAGCAGCAAGAGAUGAGUUUUGAACAGCAAAAAGAAGUUGGUCAACAAAGUAUUCAAGGAAUGAACUCCAUGUGGGAUGAUUGAAAUAAUUAAUUCAACCAAGUAAUUCUCUGCUAUAUAAUACUGAAGUUAGAUAGUUUGAUUUGAUCCCAUGCUGGAUUUUGGAUUGUAAAUGCUUAGUGAAAUCGAAUCGAAUGUUUAUACUUUAUAUCAAAUGAAUUCAAAUUAUCAUGAUUGAGUAA
This is a messenger RNA of Capsicum annuum, 1747 nucleotides long. RefSeq names its product zinc finger protein GAI-ASSOCIATED FACTOR 1. The record is from RefSeq and is a predicted model, not a curated record. The coding region runs from base 375 to 1589 and encodes 404 amino acids. Gene Ontology annotation, cellular component: nucleus. The transcript has 3 exons. NCBI's taxonomy places the organism in Eukaryota, Viridiplantae, Streptophyta, Magnoliopsida, Solanales, Solanaceae. Gene Ontology annotation, molecular function: DNA-binding transcription factor activity.